AAGCUCUACAUAAUAUUAAGGCAUUUUGGAUCACGGUGUUUUCCUCAAAAUCCACUUAUGUAAAAGUUUCCUUCACCCGCGCAUCAUGUUGAUUGCUAGCACAAUGUUGUUGCGCAAGGUGUUUAACAGCCCCCGCCCCCCGCCCCCUCCACGUGGGACCCGCGAUACGUCUUGUGUCCUGUGGCCGCGGCGUCCAGGGCUCUGCGGCUUUCCCCGGCGUGAGCCGCGGAGCGCCACGCUGCUAUAUAAGCCGCGGCGGGGCUCACCGACACCAUCACUCACACUCCCGCCCACAUCCACACAACGAUGGCCUCCAAGCUCUCCCUCAUCCUCCUCCUCCUGGGCCUCUCCGCCACCCUCGCGAGCCCCACUGCCGCCUCCUACGGUACCUCCCAGCAAAACGGAGCCCCCGCCAACUAUAACUUCAACUGGGCCGUCAACGACGCGCCCUCCGGCAACAAUUACGGUCAGCAGGAGUCCCGCCAGGGCGACAACACCCAGGGCUCCUACUACGUGCAUCUGCCCGACGGCCGCCUCCAGCGCGUCGACUACACCGUCAGCGGCGACUCGGGCUUCGUGGCGCAGGUCACCUACGAGGGCCAGGCCCAGUUCCCCCAGCAGAACAGACCCCAGCAGGGCUACGGUCGCUAGGCCCGAAACAGCCUGGCGUCUCCGCCCCGCCCAGCCCCGCUCCGGCUGACCACCCCUGCACAGUCCUAACACAACGCUGCGCCCCGCCAUUCAUCUUGUAUUUACUAAUUCGCCUCAUGCAUCACUCACAAUAAAGUCAUGGCAAGCAUCCA
Eriocheir sinensis (Chinese mitten crab) is the source of this 803-nucleotide messenger RNA. Its product is annotated as pro-resilin-like. The coding region runs from base 307 to 651 and encodes 114 amino acids. The record is from RefSeq and is a predicted model, not a curated record. NCBI's taxonomy places the organism in Eukaryota, Metazoa, Arthropoda, Malacostraca, Decapoda, Varunidae. Gene Ontology annotation, cellular component: extracellular matrix. The transcript has 2 exons.